Messenger RNA from Electrophorus electricus (electric eel), 1680 nucleotides. NCBI's taxonomy places the organism in Eukaryota, Metazoa, Chordata, Actinopteri, Gymnotiformes, Gymnotidae. The record is from RefSeq and is a predicted model, not a curated record.
UCUAGCCCAGAGGAACUUUUCCAUCCAAUUGCAUGAGGAGAAGAACGAGGAGAGAGGACUUGUGAAUGUGUGUGUGCGUGUACGAGAGUGUGUGACGCUCUGUGUUCUUGCACCUGGAGAAGGGCUCCGUGUGUGGGUGGAGCCGGGGGUGAGCAUGGAGCAGAGGAUGAAAGCUCUGCUUUGGGUUCUGUGGUGCUGCAGUGUGCCUGCUCUUACAGGAGGCUCUGAGGCAGAGCGGAGACUUCUACAGGACCUGUUUGACAAUUACAAUCUGAAGGUGCGGCCUGCUCGAACCUGGAACGAGACAGUGAUAGUCAGAGUCGGGAUGACCCUAGUGCAGCUCAUCGGUCUGAAUGAGAAGAAUGAGGAGAUGACGACCAACGUGUUCAUGAACAUGGCAUGGUCUGACUACAGGUUGUCCUGGAACCCAAAAGACUAUGAGAAUAUAGAUGUUAUCCGAGUCCCCCCCGCCAAAGUUUGGCGUCCAGACAUAUACCUAAUCAACAAUAACGACGGGCAGUUCGACGUGGCUCUAUAUGUGAAUGUGCUGGUUAACAGCGAUGGCUCUGUCUCCUGGCUACCUCCAGCUCUGUAUCGCAGUUCCUGCUCCAUUGAGGUGGCCUACUUCCCCUUUGACUGGCAGAACUGCACAAUGGUGUUUCGCUCAUACACAUACGACGCCUCCGAGGUGGACUUACAGUACGGCCUGGACGAUGCCGGAAAUGAACUUCAUGAAAUAGUUAUCGACAAAAACGCUUUUACUGAGAAUGGCGAGUGGCAGAUCUGCCACAAACCGUCCAGAAAGAAUGUCCAGGAAGACCUUUACGAGGAUAUCACUUUCUACCUGAUUAUCGAGAGGAAACCACUCUUCUACAUCAUCAACAUCAUUGUGCCCUGCAUCCUCACUAGUGUGCUGGCCAUAUUUGUCUUCUAUCUGCCCCCAGGGGCAGGAGAGAAAAUGACUCUGUCCAUCUCUGUCCUCAUCACUCUCACUGUCUUCAUGCUACUGCUAGCAGACAAAGUCCCGGAGACGUCUCUGGGGAUCCCCAUUAUUGUCAACUAUGUGAUGUUCACCAUGAUCCUGGUGACGUUCUCGGUUAUCCUAAGUGUGGUGGUUUUGAACCUGCACCACAGAACAUCCAGCAGUCACUACAUGCCCGAGUGGAUGCGUACGGUGUUCAUCAAUUUGCUGCCUCCUUAUCUUGGCAUGGACAGACCACGCCCAGAAGUGCUCGCUGAGGAGCAGGAGGCUGACGAGCAACCCCAACUCAGCCCCCACAGCGGCAGACCUGGAGGAGAAUACUUUGUCCGGAAGAUCAACCCUGAGCUGGUCCUGCCGUGGAAGGGAAGGUGUGAAUCACUUCAUACCAAUAACACAGUGAAGCUCCAGAGGUUUUUUGACACUGACAGCUACUGUCUAAUCUUGCCUCCUGAUCUCAAAUCUGCCAUCACUGCUGUCACCUACAUGGCAGAGCAACUGAAAAAGCAAGAUGUGGAUGAUACUAUGACAGAUGACUGGCAGUACAUCGCUAUGGUGAUGGACCGCCUCUUCCUCUGGCUUUUCAUCAUCAUCACCAGCCUGGGCACAUUGGCCAUGUUCCUGGAUGCCAGUUUUAACCACACACCAGACAACCCUUUUCCCUGAGCAAAUCACACACACACUCACACUCACACACACAC